UCAACACAAAGGAAUCGAUUUCCAAUAAAUUGAAUGGCGGCAGAAAAUGUAGCGGAAUAAUAUUAAAAGUUUUUAAAAUAUAGAAAAGUAAUUUUUCAAAAAAAACAUUUUGUUUUGUGUGUGUGGAAAAGUGUGGUGAAACGAGAGAAAUAGAGGAAACUGAGUGAAAAGAGCGGCAAAUAAAUGGCAAAAAGUAUUUCCAUUCGCGAACAGCUGUUGAAGGCAACAACAACAAAAAAUAAGAACAAAGCUCAGAACCGCUGCAAAAUAUAAAACGAACAUUUCGAAACGCCUUAAAGGAACAACAACAACAUAUCUGAAAAAAUUAUUUAAAAGUUAAAAUAAAUUUAAAAUUUACUCCAAGAAGCAAAAAUGGGAAAAGAUCGACUACCUGAGCUUUUGCAGCGCUCGUUGAGCACGAACUCGAAUUCAUCGUCCAACGGUUCACUGCUUUUGAACGUGUACAGUGGAACCACGGAGUUCAUUAUCAACAACACCGGCGGCAGCAACAAUAGCUACAGUGUCAUCAGCCAAACCAACAGCAAUAAUAAUAAUAUUAAUAGUGAAACGAAGGAUCGGCUGAGUUCGAAAAUGACGCAGUAUGGAUCAAAUGUGGACGAUAUUCUCAAUCCGUACACGGAGAUACGACAACAACUCGCACAGAUAGCCGCCAAUUUGGAGGCAAUGAACCGCAUGUCUCAAACCAUUAACCUGCGAACUUUCAACGAGAACGAGAUGGAUGAGCUUCACAGCAAGAACCUAAAGCUGGGCAAUCAGCUGAUGUCCCGAUUCAAGGACUUCAAGACUAACCUGCCGGCGGAAAACGAUUACAGUUUGGAGGCGAGGAUGAAAAGGACACUCUUUUACGGCCUCCACCAGACCUUCAUAAAUCUGUGGCAUAAAAACGAACUGUUCCUGCAAAACUACGAGACGAAAGUCAAAAAAAAUCUGAGACUGCAUUCAAAAAUUAUUAAUUCAGAAGCCAGCGAACAAGAAAUCGAGUUACUCAUCGAAAACAAGACAACCAAACUCUUUGUGGAUAACUUCCUGCAGGAGACGGAGAAGGAGCGGCAGACGCUGCGCGAAAUGAUGGACAGGUUCAACGAGCUCCGCCGCCUGGAGAAGUCCAUCGAGGAGGUCCACGCCCUGUUCAUGCGCAUCCAGACCUUGGUGAUGGAGCAGAGCGAGGUGAUCCAGCGGGUGGAGUUCCACGCCCAGCAGGCUACCCUCCACGUGGACAAGGGGGCGGACGAACUGGACCAGGCGGAACAGCACCAAAAAAGGGCGCGCAAGAAAAAAAUAAUGCUCAUCUCGAUACUUGUGGUCGUAUUGUUAGUUUUACUCUUUGUUGGUAUUUAUUUGUGAUGCAUGUAAGACAAUUUUUUUUUGCAUAUUUUUAAGUCUUAAAUCUAAGAAAAUAAACUGAAAUACAUCAAGAAA
Messenger RNA from Drosophila rhopaloa, 1440 nucleotides. Its product is annotated as syntaxin-4. The coding region runs from base 373 to 1365 and encodes 330 amino acids. Gene Ontology annotation, biological process: vesicle-mediated transport; intracellular protein transport; vesicle fusion. Gene Ontology annotation, molecular function: SNAP receptor activity; SNARE binding. Lineage: Eukaryota; Metazoa; Arthropoda; Insecta; Diptera; Drosophilidae. Gene Ontology annotation, cellular component: SNARE complex; membrane; synaptic vesicle. The record is from RefSeq and is a predicted model, not a curated record. The transcript is spliced from 8 exons.